CCAGAACGUUCUGUUGCGUGUUGAUUGGUUAUUGCGAGUGACGUCAUUGAUUCAGUUUAAGCCAAACCUCAACGAGAAGUAGUCAGUCUUUUCAGACAUUGCUUCACUUGCAAUUGGUCUACUGUCGCCGAAGCUCCGUGCUUGAGAAGGCAAUUGAGAAUGUCAAAAGCAGUCGGAAUAGAUUUGGGGACCACCUAUUCAUGUGUAGGUGUCUUUCAACAUGGCAAGGUUGAAAUCAUUGCCAAUGACCAAGGAAACCGUACCACUCCCAGCUAUGUGGCAUUUACUGAUACCGAGCGUCUCAUCGGAGAUGCUGCUAAGAACCAAGUUGCCAUGAACCCAGAGAGCACCGUUUUUGAUGCAAAACGUCUAAUCGGACGUCGAUUUGAUGACAAAUCAGUCCAGAGUGACAUGAAACACUGGCCGUUUACGGUCACAAAUGAAAACACCAAACCAAAACUGAAGGUUAUGUUCAAAGGAGAAGAGAAGACUUUCUUUCCUGAGGAAAUCUCUUCUAUGGUUUUAACUAAGAUGAAGGAAACAGCAGAAGCCUAUCUGGGCAGGACUGUAACAAACGUGGUGGUCACUGUCCCCGCCUACUUCAACGACUCCCAGAGACAGGCUACCAAAGAUGCCGGUACUAUUGCUGGUCUGAAUGUCUUGAGAAUCAUUAACGAACCCACUGCAGCAGCUAUUGCCUAUGGUUUGGACAAAAAGGUUGGUGGUGAAAGAAACAUUCUUAUCUAUGAUCUUGGUGGUGGAACUUUUGAUGUCUCCACUUUAACUAUUGAAGACGGCAUCUUUGAAGUAAAAUCAACAGCAGGUGAUACUCACUUGGGUGGUGAAGAUUUUGACAACCGUAUGGUAACUCACUUUGUUCAGGAGUUCAAGAGAAAAUACAAGAAAGAUCUGAUUGACAACAAACGUGCUGUACGACGGUUGAGAACUGCCUGUGAACGUGCUAAGAGGACCUUGUCUUCAAGCACCCAGGCCAGCAUUGAAAUAGAUUCUUUGUAUGAAGGAAUUGACUUUUACACCACCAUCACCCGAGCCAGGUUUGAGGAGUUGAAUGCUGAUCUCUUCAGGAGUACCCUUGAACCAGUUGAGAAAUCACUGCGAGAUGCUAAACUAGACAAAGCUCAGAUACACGAGAUUGUAUUGGUUGGUGGAUCAACUCGUAUCCCCAAGAUUCAGAGAUUAUUGCAGGACUUCUUUAAUGGCAAAGAAUUGAACAAGAGCAUUAAUCCAGAUGAAGCUGUUGCAUAUGGUGCCGCUGUUCAGGCUGCCAUCCUCUCAGGAGAAAAAGACAAAGAAGUACAAGAUCUGCUACUGCUUGAUGUAGCACCACUGUCCAUGGGUAUUGAAACUGCUGGCGGUGUCAUGACACCAUUAAUCAAAAGAAAUACUACCAUUCCAACCAAACAGACCCAAACUUUCACCACAUACUCAGACAACCAGCCUGGUGUGCUGAUCCAGGUCUAUGAAGGUGAAAGAGCUAUGACCAAAGAUAACAACUUGCUUGGAAAAUUUGAGCUAACAGGCAUCCCUCCAGCACCUAGAGGUGUUCCUCAAAUUGAGGUAACCUUUGAUAUUGAUGCAAACGGUAUCCUGAAUGUAUCGGCCACAGAUAAAAGUACAGGCAAAGAGAACAAAAUUACCAUCACAAAUGACAAAGGCCGUCUCUCUAAAGACGACAUUGAAAGAAUGGUUAACGAAGCUGAAAAAUAUCGACAGGAAGAUGAAGAGCAACGCCUGCGUGUUUCAGCCAAGAAUUCUUUGGAAAGUUACGCUUUUAACAUGAAAUCAACAGUAGAGGAUGAGAAAGUGAAGGACAAAAUUAACGAAAGUGAUAAGAAAACAAUUAUUGAUAAAUGUCAAGAAGUAAUUAGUUGGCUAGAUCAGAAUCAACUGGCAUCAAAAGAAGAGUUUGAACAUCAACAAAAAGAAAUAGAAAAAGUCUGCAACCCCAUCAUCACAAAGCUCUAUCAAGCUACUGGUGGCAUGCCCGGUGGUAUGCCAGGAGGUAUGCCUGGUGGUAUGCCAAAUUUCGGAGGUUCCACUGAUGGUGCAACAUCAGGAGCAGGCAGUGGCCCUACCAUUGAAGAGGUUGAUUAAAACCUUUUUCAUUCUAUAUUCUGGGCACAUCACAUUGCUUCCCUCUUAUAUUUAUUUUAACAUUUUUAUAUAAGUUUUUCAAUGAAAAGUAAGCUCUCUCAGCAUUGAGAGUUCAUUUGUCUAAGCUUUAAAUUAGGUGCACAUUUCACUUGCAUCUUCACACUAGCAAUAUAAAGUUUAUUUCUCUGAUAUAUGUAAAACAAAUUAUAGCUUUGUUUAUUGUUUAUAGAAUUCUUUAGGACUAGUAAACAUAAUCCUACUAAUUAUAUUUAGCUUUAUAGGGCUCUAUUUUAUGCCAAAAUCACAUUUCCCCCCCUUUCUACAAAGAAAUUGCUUAAAAAUUUAAAAUUUAAUAGUUGUCAAACUCCAAUUGUUAAUGCUGAAAAAAAAAAAAUUCUCUGAUUCAAA
This is a messenger RNA of Octopus sinensis (East Asian common octopus), 2523 nucleotides long. Its product is annotated as heat shock cognate 71 kDa protein. The transcript has 7 exons. Gene Ontology annotation, molecular function: ATP hydrolysis activity; ATP-dependent protein folding chaperone; misfolded protein binding. The coding region runs from base 160 to 2115 and encodes 651 amino acids. The record is from RefSeq and is a predicted model, not a curated record. Lineage: Eukaryota; Metazoa; Mollusca; Cephalopoda; Octopoda; Octopodidae. Gene Ontology annotation, cellular component: cytoplasm; plasma membrane; nucleus. Gene Ontology annotation, biological process: vesicle-mediated transport; cellular response to unfolded protein; protein refolding.